AUGGCCCCUGUGGCGUCGGACGAGAUCGUCUUUAUACACGACAAAAAGGCUAAAGAGAAGGUCCGAAAAUGUGGGGGAAGCGCGAAACGCAAAGCCGUGCAGCUGGGCAAGGGCGCCCGAGUGUUUUCGGCCGUCGUCCAUUUCAACCCGACCUAUGGAGAAUUAGACGGGGCUGUGUACGUCCCUCAAGGCCAAAGCAUUCCUGACGUGAACCAAUUUCUGGCGGAACUCACCAACGGCAUGCGCGGAAUUGGAGGUCAACGUCGGGUCACACGCCGUCGACGGGGGAAGACUACCCCCGAGCCCAGUCAAACUACGGUGGAGGCGAGCGACAACAAGGUGGGGGAACUUACAGACAGUGCAACGGGAGCGGGCGAUGCCAGCGCAGCCGAAGACGCAGAAGGGAAUGAAAUCACGAAUGAAGGAACGAAUGAAGUCACGAAUGGAGAUUCGGAUGCUCCUCACGAGGUCGAGGCCAUUGACAAUGAUGUUGCUGAUGACUGCGGCAUCGGGUUGGACGACCAGCAAGACGAGGCCCGUUGGGACCAAGACCCUACGAACCCAGCACAACAAAAGGAAUCUAAAGAAACAGCACUAUUCAAUGAAGGUCUCAACGACAAAGUGGAGGACUUCGUCAUGGUUGACACCGACACAACGGCCGAGACUAAAGCGGAUGAGGAGGCCUCCUUCAUCGCUUUGCUUGAGGUUGGCAUGCAUGAUCUGUUUGAGGUGGAAGCCGAGACGACCAGUCGCCUUGAUCUCACGGGCGGCGUGUGCCUGCCUGCCUCUGGGCCGGUCGACAACAGCGGGCAAGAAGAACGGCCGAACGCCACCAUGUCUGGUUGGGAAAGUAUGGAGGUGAAGAAGACAAAAGGCGACGCGGUGAUGGAAAAUACGGCGGAAGCCAACGAGGAAGCCCCUGGCCAUGAGCCGAAAACCCAGAAGACGCCAACUGCUGCUGUUGCGCGCGAUUUCCGGACUGCAAGAAACACACAAAAGAUUCACCGCUUCUUUUGGCAAGUGUCGAAGCAGAUUCGACUUGCAAGACGGCAGGGAGACUUUGACUUCGGGCAUAUCCGCCAGAUCCGGCUCGGUGUCAGAUCAGGUGGGGAAGGCCGAGCAACGGUUCAGAGUCGAGGAAACCGAAGUGUGAGGCCGAAAUAUGAGGCCAAAAUGUGA
This is a messenger RNA of Colletotrichum destructivum, 1179 nucleotides long. RefSeq lists its product as uncharacterized. The record is from RefSeq and is a predicted model, not a curated record. The transcript has 2 exons. Bases 1 to 1179 code for a protein of 392 amino acids. Lineage: Eukaryota; Fungi; Ascomycota; Sordariomycetes; Glomerellales; Glomerellaceae.